AAGCUGGACUCAUUAGUCAUUACCGCAGCUAAGGAAAAGGAAAAGAAAACGAAGCGAAACAGAGGGGCCUAUCCCUAAGGUGGAUUUCAACUUUCAAUGAAUGAAUCUUCCUCUCCUCCAGUUGUUAAUGCUAAUUCAAUCUGAGAGGCUGCUAUCGUCAAAAGGACAGUAGAGGAUCUGUUUUGUAUCAAUACUCUGUAAGAUUCUAAGUGAAAUGAAAAAUUGAAGUGCGAGUUGAUCUGAUCAUUCCGAUUAAUGUACCGCCUUGCAAGUUGGAAUUGGAUCAAGCUCAUUUGUCCACUUUCGCAAUCAUAGGAAGAAGAGCACAAGCAGAACAGAUAUGCAUAAGAGUGGAAGUGUGUCGAGGAAUGCUAGCAGCACUAUUACUGGUAUCCAGAAUAGCAAAUCCCUCUUUCAUCAGCAGUCUAUCAGGAGGCUGGGGUUGUGUUCCCAAAUUGCAACGGCUGGAGGACAGCACUCGUCCCCAAUUGUUUUCCCUGAGAAACGUAGUAAGAAGGUCAAAGCCUCUUCGAAACCCGAUGAUCCACUGGACAAAGCCAAGGUACCAGAGCAUAGAAUAGACAUAAUAGGAGGCGGAGAUGAGAAGUCUGAUUUGUUAGGAUGCGUCGUCUUCUCUGGAAAACUCAUUUUGGACAAGAGAAAGACUUCCUUCCAUGAUAACGCUUCUCCCAAAGAUGCACAACAGCAAAGCCCUAUAGAUGUAUCCAACCAAGAAGCUGUCGAUGCUAAGCUUACUAGCAAGGCUCUUGUUUGGGGCUCUCAGAUGCUGCAUCUUGACGACAUUAUUUCGGUAUCAUACAAUAUUGGUCUAAGACAUUUCACUGUUCAUUCUUAUCCAAUAAAAAAGGGCUCUUGCUGUCUAUCUUGUUUUAUAAAACCUAAAAGAAGUCGGAAGGACUAUCGCUUCUUGGCUUCUACAGUGGAAGAAGCACUUCAAUGGGUUGGUUGUUUAGCAGAUCAGCAUUGUUACGUGAAUUGUUUGCCUCAUCCUUUAGUUUCUUCAAAGAAGCAUGCUUCUUCUGAAUUACUGCCAACAGACACUCCUCCAGAGUUGCUGUUCAAGUGUAAGAGUCCACCUAAAAUGCUCGUCAUCUUGAAUCCACGCUCAGGACGUGGUCGUUCAAGUAAAGUUUUCCAUGGCAUCGUGGAACCGAUAUUUAAGCUUGCUGGGUUCAAAUUGGAGGUAGUCAAAACAUCAUCUGCAGGUCACGCUAGAAAUCUUGCAUCUAAUGUUGACAUUAGCACGUGUCCUGAUGGGAUUAUAUGCGUAGGCGGUGAUGGAAUUAUCAAUGAGGUUUUGAAUGGUCUACUUAGUAGAGACAACCAGAAAGAAGGAAUUUCCAUACCAAUUGGAAUUAUACCUGCUGGUUCAGAUAAUUCGCUAGUUUGGACUGUUUUGGGUGUUAGAGAUCCAGUUUCUGCUGCUAUAGCUAUUGUGAAGGGGGGUCUUACUGCUACAGAUGUCUUUGCCGUUGAGUGGAUACAGAGUGGCAUUAUUCACUUUGGGAUGACAGUUUCAUAUUAUGGUUUUGUCAGUGAUGUGUUGGAACUUUCUGAGAAAUAUCAGAAACGCUUCGGUCCUCUGCGUUACUUUGUUGCUGGAUUUCUGAAGUUUUUAUGCUUACCAAAAUACAGCUAUGAUUUGGAAUAUCUACCUGCAUCAGAAACAGAUCGGGAUGGAAAACAAUCAGAGAGAGAGGUGGUUGACAUGUCAGACCUUUACACAGAUAUCAUGAGGAGAUCAAACACAGAAGGAAUGCCUAGAGCAUCUAGUUUAUCGAGUAUUGACUCGAUAAUGACCCCUAGUCGAAUGUCUGGGGGCGAGUUGGAUACAACUUGCAGUAGCACUCAUGCCAGCACUGAACCAUCUGAAUAUGUUCGUGCCUUAGAUCCAAAAGCAAAACGCCUGUCAUCUGGGAGGAGCAAUGUAAUGGCAGAGCCGGAAGUUAUUCAUCCUCAAUUACCUCUCUCAACAACUCCAAAUUGGCCAAGAACGAGGUCAAAGUCGAGGACAGAUAAAGGAUGGACUGGAUUGACCUCUACACAUGAUUCCUCUAGAUGUUCCUGGGGAAAUGCAGCAACAAAUGAUAGAGAGGAUAUCUCCUCAACAUUAUCUGAUCCAGGUCCAAUUUGGGAUGCUGAACCAAAAUGGGAUAGUGAGCCUAAUUGGGAUCUGGAAAACCCUAUUGAAUUGCCAGGGCCAUCAGAUGAUGUAGAAGCAGUGAUGAAAAAGGAAGUUGUGCCUAGAUUUGAAGAUAAAUGGGAAGUGAAGAAGGGACAAUUUCUUGGCAUACUGGUUUGUAAUCAUGCUUGCAGAACGGUUCAGAGUUCCCAGGUGGUAGCACCAAGGGCUGAACAUGAUGACAAUACCAUGGAUUUGCUCUUAGUUCAUGGGAGUGGACGACUAAGGUUAUUGAGGUUUUUCUUGCUGUUGCAGAUGGGGCGGCAUCUUUCAUUACCAUAUGUCGAAUACAUUAAGGUGAAGUCCGUGAAGAUAAAAACUGGUAAACAUUCCCACAAUGGUUGUGGCAUUGAUGGUGAGCUUUUUCCCCUUAAUGGACAAGUAAUCUCUUACUUGCUGCCAGAACAGUGCAGACUUAUUGGUCGGUCACCGAGCCAUCACAUAUAGCAACUUCCAGCCAUCUUUUUCAACUCUCUGCAAGGUUCUGGUGGUAAUUUCUAUCUCUCCAAAUUGCGAUUGUGCUAUGUGCAGGGCAUUAUCUUUAAACAAGCAAAAAUAUACUUUCUUUUUUAUUUUUUUAUUUUUUAUUUCUACCCCCUCAUGAUUGUGCCAUUGCAUACGAGGUCCUUGUAAAUGUUUUCUGCGAUCAUGUAUCAGUUGCCUGUUGUUUAUUGUGAUCCCUACUUUGUUCCAUUGUGUAUUCUCUUAUUCGUUGGCAUGAGCUGCUCAAUGUAUUGAAAUUUCUGGCGUUUAUUAUUC
Jatropha curcas is the source of this 2962-nucleotide messenger RNA. It is a transcript of the gene LCBK1, whose product is annotated as long-chain base (LCB) kinase 1. Gene Ontology annotation, biological process: phosphorylation; ceramide metabolic process. The record is from RefSeq and is a predicted model, not a curated record. Lineage: Eukaryota; Viridiplantae; Streptophyta; Magnoliopsida; Malpighiales; Euphorbiaceae. Gene Ontology annotation, molecular function: ceramide kinase activity.